Molecule: messenger RNA, 1298 nt
Organism: Rubroshorea leprosula
Lineage: Eukaryota; Viridiplantae; Streptophyta; Magnoliopsida; Malvales; Dipterocarpaceae
Source: the annotation of a GenBank genome assembly
UCCAUGGAAUUAACUUUCAAGGAACCUGAACGAAUGACCCUACGCAAGUCAAAAAGAUUACAAGGGACCAUUUCUUAAACUAGUUCUCUUCCCUGCCUUAAUUACCACCAUCGUUGUAGCAUCUUCGGUUUAAUAAAUUAUCUGAUAUGGAUAGAAAGAUGCUUGAGGAAGAGUUUACUAUUGAGGAAAUCAAAGAAGCAGUUUCUUCUUGUGCUAGUGAUAAAGCUCUAGGGCCUGAUGGGUUCACUUUUCAUUUCAUCAGACUGUCUCCCUUUUGGAAAGAUAUCUUGUCUAUUGGCAGGGAUGAUGAAAGAGCUUCUGCAUGUUUUGUUGAUGGUUUUAUUCGAAAGCUGGGUGCUGGUUCACAAAUUAGAUUUUGGAAGGAUGUCUGGCUAGGGAACUCUUCUCUUAUGACUAAUUUUCCUCACUUAUUCAAUCUUACUAGGAGCCAGGAUUCGCUAGUUAUUGACUUAAAGCUAGCUAAUGCAGAUGGAUGGGCUCUUCAAUGGCGCAAGCUUCCUUUUGGCAAGGAACUAGAUGAGCUUGGCGUGCUGGAAAAUAUUCUGGAAAAUGUGUUCAUCCCAUACAAUAAAGUUGAUCAAGUUAUUUGGGAACACAACCUAGCGAGAUACUCUACAAAACACGCCUACAUGUUCCUUAAGCUCUCCCCGACAUGUCUUGAUAAGAGUUGCUGCAAGAUUAUUUGGAGUCCUCUCAUGCCAUCCAAAGUUAGUAUCUUUGCUUGGCGCCUCUUUUUAAAUCAACUUCCUACCAAGGACAACCUUAUUCUUCAUGGAGUCAAUCUUUCAUCCAAACCAAAUUGUGUCCUUUGUGGAGACUACAUAGAGGACCUCAACCACAUCUUUGCCACCUGCCAAUAUUCUCAAAAUAUCUGGAAUCGAAUUUGCAACUGGUGGGGGGUUCAUUUUAUCCCUACUUCAAAUGCUUCCUUGCUAAUUACUGAGCUUUGUUCACUUAUGGAUGCUAAGAAAUCAUGGAACUGUUGGGUACUAUCCAUCCUCACCAUAGCCUGGACAAUCUAGUACUUUAGAAAUGGUAUUGUGUUCAAUAAACUAAUUUGGGAAGAAAACAACAUUUAUGAUCUGGUUCAAGCUAAGACUUUUUGUUGGAUUAAAGGAAAGUCAAAAUCUGCAGUAUUUAGUUUUAGUGAUUGGUGCCAAUUUCCAAAUCUUUGUGUUGAUGGCACUUAUGACAACAAACUGCAACCCUUGUUUUCCCAUUUUUCUUGCAAGGGUUAGUACCCCUUGUACUCAUUUAAAUAAAAAUUUUGAUUCAUA